UAAAAUACUUUUAAUGAUACAUACAUCCCUCAGGGUGUAUCUUAAAAGUAUUUUACGUCGGGUAUACGCGAUGAAGCUUUAUGCAUGAAACGUUACGAACGUUUUUAGGGAUAAACCGAUGAAAACUAGACGAGAAGUCUAAAAUCCGGGAGUUCGAAAUAGAAAGGUAGAAUGGAAAGGUGGACCAAAGCUGUGCUACAUUCUACGGAAAUAUUUGAGGUUUUCGAGCUAGCACUGGAUCCGCCCGAGGAAAGUGUACCAGAGUCCUGACUCAUGGAGGGGAACCUCCUUCACAUUCGACACGAUGACAAGACCGUCAACAGCUGCCAAAGCUUGACGACGGCCCACGUGUCAGAAGGCACGUGUGCACCGACCGGAAUCUGCGAGCACGGAGAAAGGAUAGGUACUGGAACUUCCGAGGGAAAGGGUUCCGCGAGAGGAGAAGAGAGGAGAGGAGGGCAACGGCCGUCGACGGAAAGCAACGGCGAGAGCGGGCGAGGAAGUGCCUACGUGCCGGGAACCAUACAGCGACCUAGCCGAAAUCAGAUCGUCGCGGGUGACAAGCGCGAUAUAUAUUCGCGCGAUUAAUGAUCGCGAGACUAUCGCUGGCGAUAUGCCAACGCGUCUUGGCAGGACGACCCGCAAAUCGGGAGAUUCGCCGAACGCCACCCGACAAUUGGGGGGCCUUAAGGGGAUGUGAA
Messenger RNA from Orussus abietinus, 701 nucleotides. RefSeq lists its product as uncharacterized. The record is from RefSeq and is a predicted model, not a curated record. The transcript has 2 exons. Lineage: Eukaryota; Metazoa; Arthropoda; Insecta; Hymenoptera; Orussidae. Bases 274 to 588 code for a protein of 104 amino acids.